AUGAACUUUUAUUCCGUACUUGUGUUCGCUGUCUUUGCAGUUAUGUUGGCUUCAGGAAAACGUGGACUUAGAAGAGAGAUUUUGUUGAAGAAUCGUAUCCAGGUCGACUCGUCGUCGUAG
Molecule: messenger RNA, 120 nt
Organism: Caenorhabditis elegans
Lineage: Eukaryota; Metazoa; Nematoda; Chromadorea; Rhabditida; Rhabditidae
Gene: F11A6.16
Exons: 1
Coding region: 1-120 (39 amino acids)
Source: RefSeq, marked reviewed